AUGCUAGCCAAUUCCCGCACAAUUUGGAAACUGCCACAGCUUGCGCUCUUGGCACGGCGGCCGCUCCACGCACAGCACAGCCCCCUGGCCUUCGCCGCAAAGCACACAGCAGGCGCCGGCACUAUCGACAGGCGGGUCGGCACAGUUUCGCCGCACCGGCACCACCUGGUAGUCUGCAACUCUCGCUCCAGCGAAUGGCCGUCCAAGAUCGAGGGGCUGAGUCCCGCCAUCACAGCGCUUGCCCGCGGCAGUGUGCGGCUGCCUGGACGCGCCAUGGUGACGCUGUCGGACUUUGCCCCACUGCCGCGCAGGCACGGCGGCUGCUCAUGCAGUGCGCCAGCAGAGCCCGACGUGCCGGUAGAGGAGAAGUUUGCAAAGAUCGACGUCGCAGUGUUUCCGCACGGGCUGGUUGCCGAGCAGCUGGAUGUCGAUGGCGUGCAGAAGCUGCUGGAGUGGCUGGGCCACGAUGUCCUGCCAACAUCGUGGACAUCGACAGACACGGGCCUGCCGCAGCCGCAGUUUGCCCACCGCUGGCUCGACAUGAACAAGAACCGGCACAUCUUCAUAUGCACGCACGGCUCACGCGACCAGCUGUGCGGUGUGCACGGAACGCAGCUGCUGCGUGAUGUGCGCGCGCUGAUCGCGGAUCAUGGGCUGGGCAAGCAUGUUGCGGCAUGGGAGACGUCGCAUGUGGGCGGCCACAAGUACGCGGCCAACGCGAUUGUCUACCCGCGCGGCGACUGGUACGCGACAUGGUGCGACAAGUGUCGCGGCGAGGGUGGUGCGCCGGUGGCGGACACUGCUGGUCGGACAGAUGCGCAGGCGCUGCUGGAUGCUGUCACCCGCGAUGCCGUGUGGUGGGAGUCGUGGCGUGGAGCUGUAAAUAUGACCAAGAACGACCAGAUUACUACCUACCGGAGGAACUACCCUGGGCUGUCGGCGCAAGAAGCGGAGCACGACGACUCGGUAUGGACUCCUCAGUGCGUGGCCCAGAACGGACCCACGGUCAAUGUGGAGCUGGGCCGGAUCACAUCUAGAGCGAUUUCAAGUGGGCCGCGACAGACAGGCGAAAAGUGGAUGCUGUUCACGAAUGCAUCCACCAUCGACCCGCUGCCGCUUGUUUCAAGCAUGGGUUCUGGCAGCAUCAGCGAGGCUACCAGGGCAGAGGCGGGCACCCGUGCAUCCUGA
This is a messenger RNA of Linderina pennispora, 1188 nucleotides long. RefSeq lists its product as uncharacterized. The coding region runs from base 1 to 1188 and encodes 395 amino acids. The record is from RefSeq and is a predicted model, not a curated record. NCBI's taxonomy places the organism in Eukaryota, Fungi, Kickxellomycota, Kickxellomycetes, Kickxellales, Kickxellaceae. The transcript has 4 exons.